UAAACAAUUUCUUAUUUUCUACUUUCAAGAUCACGCAUAAAUUUUCUCUAACCUUAAAAGAGAGAUAGCACGUGAUGUUUAAACAGACAAUGGUGGGGAUUGAGCCAAACGCUAUCCAUGCACUACCUCGGAAGCAGUAGCAUGGAUAGCGCGCGUUUAUGACGUCAAACGCUACGGACAGUGACGUCAUCAUAAUUUUGAUAGCGCUAUCCAGCGUCUCCGCGAACAGCGGUAGUGCUACGUAGCGCUAAUAGUGAGCUCUCCGAACGCACCCCAUGUAUGAGGACCUUUAAGAACAGAAUUUGCGAAUACGUUUCUCUUGCGAAUGAAUUCAAGAAUCGAGCCCCAGUUAUAACGCUCAUAACAACCGCGGAAUCAUCUCGUCCUUGUUUAUCAAAUAUUAAACAAUGACAAAUGAUACUCGCGAGCGUGUGAGCGUUAAGUGGAACGCACCCAUCAUAUUACGUUCUCUAGGAUACAUGCGAGAUAAGGAUGAUAGCGAGUGAAAUAUUGGUGAAUGUUCUGACACUCAAUUGUUGGGGCAUACCAUAUGUUUCAAGAGACAGGAACACACGUAUAUCCGCUAUUGCGGAUAAGUGUGCCAGUGGGGAAUAUGAUAUAAUUUGUCUGCAAGAAGUUUGGUCUGUUGAUGAUUUCAAGCUGAUUAAAACAAAAGCACAAGAAACGCUUUCUUAUUCACAUUAUUUUCACAGUGGAGUCUUCGGAUCAGGAAUAUGUAUUUUGUCACGAUAUCCCAUUCAUGAUGUUGUGUUUCACAAGUGGCCCUUGAAUGGUUAUGUUCAUAAGAUACAUCAUGGAGAUUGGUUUGGCGGCAAAGGAGUCGGGCUUUGUAAAAUAAGAAUUUGCAACAUGAAUAUUAAUGUUUAUAUCACACAUUUACACGCGGAAUAUAAUCAUGAGAAUGACGAAUAUAUGGCUCAUAGAGUGCUCCAAGCGUUUGAUACUGCUCAGUUCGUAAAGAUGACAAGUGGUGGCACGGAUGCCGUCAUAUUAGUUGGUGAUCUUAAUACGGAACCGCAAGACUUAGCAUAUAAAAUUAUACGUGGUGUUGCGAGUUUAACGGACACGUGUCCUAAUAGCGCGAGCCAUAUAGGGACCAACGAAUGUGCCAAUAAUAGUUAUACCAGCUCAAAACUUGCUCGGACGCAGCCAGAUGGGAAGCGUAUAGAUCACAUCAUGUAUUUAGGUUCAAAAACUGUCAAGGUUGAAGUUACAAACUUUCAACAUCCCUUGCCAAAUCGUGUACCAUAUAAGAAUUUUAGUUAUUCUGACCAUGAAGCUGUAAUGGCUACACUUAAAUUCACUAAUGAUGAACAUGUUAAAAACAAUCUAGAUAUUACUGAUUCCUUGAAAGAAGCAAUAGUAAUCUGCGAAGACGCAUUAAAAAGUGUACAACGUCAACGUUUCUGGUACGCGUUGUCAGCCUGUAUACUGAUUAUUCCAUUAAUUUGGUCUAUCUGGUUAAAUUGCAUGAACAUGUCGUUAGCUAUAGACAUUGGUUUAAAUAUAGUAUGUAUUUUUCUAACUGCAAUAUUAUGUUACACUCUGUUUAUGAGUUCGAUAUGGAAUAGCGUAGAAAAGAAUGCUUUAAAAGCAGGACGUUUAGCUAUAGAAAUUUACAUGGCACAAUUGAAUGAUGAUCCAAGUUAAAGCUGAAUGUCAAAUGAUUCAGAUAUUCCAAAAAAGAAUUUAACAUAAUGCAAAAGCUGGUUAAGCUCAAAUAAAAAUUUCGUUAAAUAAACGAUAUAUAUUUAACAUAUACAAUUCUACAUAUAUAAAUUUUUAGAAAAUGGUUGUUUUAAAUUUAUAUUUAAGUCUUAUAUAGACUACGUUUACACGUCACGCUUACUCUGGUUUAAUAAUUGCUGUAGUUCUUAAGCGAGCCAAUUGCAGCCAUUAUAAAAGUAGAACAAUUAUGAUUAGUCUGCUUAUGAACUAUGGUAGUUAUUAAACUCGAUUAAGGAUGACGUGUAAAUAUAAUAUGUAAAUUCAAUAAUAAGAAUAUGACAUAGCCAUAUUCUUAUUAUUGAAUUUAACUCAGAAACAGUAUAGGUUGAGUUCAGGAAACAAUAUGAAUUUAAACUUUAAAACUGCAUUAUUCAUAAUGGAUGUUUUUAUCUCUUCAAUACAAAGAAAAUAAGCGAUCCCUGUUGGGCUUUAUAUUUUUCCUCUUCAAGACUGCAAGUGUGUUAGAUGGGUGUCUAGAAAUAGACAUCUAUAUAUAAUGGUUGACCAAUUGUAUGAAGUAUGCAUAUCAUUUUACAGGAAUCAACAUUGUGAUAAAAAUAUAUCUAAUCAUUUGCAUUUCAUUUAUGUGUAAUGUUGAAAAUAAAAUUUAGUUCUUCAAAGCUAA
This is a messenger RNA of Monomorium pharaonis (pharaoh ant), 2374 nucleotides long. It is a transcript of the gene nSMase, whose product is annotated as putative neutral sphingomyelinase. Bases 493 to 1671 code for a protein of 392 amino acids. The record is from RefSeq and is a predicted model, not a curated record. NCBI's taxonomy places the organism in Eukaryota, Metazoa, Arthropoda, Insecta, Hymenoptera, Formicidae. Gene Ontology annotation, cellular component: cytoplasm. Gene Ontology annotation, molecular function: sphingomyelin phosphodiesterase activity. The transcript has 6 exons.